Messenger RNA from Hyaloscypha bicolor E, 1263 nucleotides. RefSeq names its product glycoside hydrolase family 10 protein. Gene Ontology annotation, biological process: carbohydrate metabolic process. The coding region runs from base 1 to 1179 and encodes 392 amino acids. The record is from RefSeq and is a predicted model, not a curated record. NCBI's taxonomy places the organism in Eukaryota, Fungi, Ascomycota, Leotiomycetes, Helotiales, Hyaloscyphaceae. Gene Ontology annotation, molecular function: hydrolase activity, hydrolyzing O-glycosyl compounds. The transcript has 4 exons.
AUGCGGAGCUCAAUACUUUAUCCCUUCCUCCUCUCUCUCAUUGAUUUCUCUCUCGCCUCACCAACCGUGGAGCGAGUAGGCUCCAAUCGAGACGAACGUCAUGAAAUUUUUAACAUCGAUUGGGAAAAGGAGCUUCUUGGGCGAAGCUCACCAGUCCCGCUCGCGGAACGCGCAGAUGCAAGCAUAGAUGCCAUCUUCAAGAAGCUCGGCAAGCUAUACUUUGGCACUUGCGCAGAUUCCGGUUCGCUUAGCCAGACCUCAAAUGCUGCUGUCAUUAUGGCCGACUUUGGACAGGUGACCCCUGAGAACAGUGGAAAAUGGGACACUACCGAACCUUCGCAGGGAAAGUUCAACUUUGGGGGUCUGGAUACCCUUGUGAACUGGGCUGUAAAGAAUAACAAGCUCGUCCGUGGGCAUACGACAGUCUGGCACUCGCAAUUGCCAGGUUGGGUGUCAGCUAUCACAUCUAAAGGUACUCUCACAACAGUUAUCCAAACCCACGUCUCGACGGAGAUUGGAAGAUAUGCUGGGAAGAUCUUGCAAUGGGAUGUCGUCAACGAGGUGUUCAACGAGCAAGGAGGACUUCGAACCUCGGUUUUUUCUACCGUCUUGGGUGAAGACUUUGUCCGAAUUGCCUUCGAAGCAGCCAAGAAGACUGAUCCAGCCGCAAAGCUCUACAUCAAUGACUACAACACAGUUGAGCUAGGCUCCACCUACGCCAAAACUACCGGUAUGGCCUCCUACGUCAAGAAAUGGAUUGCAGCCGGAAUUCCCAUCGACGGCAUCGGCGCACAAGCCCACCUCAUGGCUGGCCAAGCUAAGAAUGUGCCCGCCGCCCUCGCCGUCCUCUGUGCCGUUGCCUCCCAAUGCGCCAUCACGGAGAUGGACAUCGUGAACGCGGCCCCCGCGGACUACGUCACUGCCGUCAAGGCCUGCAUCGAUAUCCCGAACUGCGUCGGUGUCACGGUCUGGGGGGUCAGAGACCCGGAUUCGUGGCGCGCGUCGAACAACCCGCUGCUGUUUAAUAGCGCGUAUGCGGCGAAGCCGGCCUACUCGGCGUUGGUUGCGACGCUUGGUGCGCUGAGUGCGGCUGCUACACCAAGCCCGAUGCCGACAACGCCGCUGGCUAGUGUUAAGCCAACUGUGACAUCUGCUAGUACUACUUCUGCUUAUGUGUGAUUGGAAGCGGCGUUGAGGUUGCGUGUAAAUAUAAAAAGGAGUGAAGUGGAGGUAUUUGUGGGAAAUCUUGUAAAUAGAAGCGGC